Messenger RNA from Myotis brandtii (Brandt's bat), 1206 nucleotides. It is a transcript of the gene SERTAD4, whose product is annotated as SERTA domain containing 4. The record is from RefSeq and is a predicted model, not a curated record. Lineage: Eukaryota; Metazoa; Chordata; Mammalia; Chiroptera; Vespertilionidae. Bases 18 to 1085 code for a protein of 355 amino acids. Gene Ontology annotation, cellular component: nucleus. The transcript is spliced from 3 exons.
AUCUGAGGCUGUCAGCGAUGACUCUGGUUCUGUCCAUGAAUAGAUUCUGCGAGCCCAUUGUCUCGGAAGGAGCUGCUGAAAUUGCAGGGUACCAGACACUAUGGGAGGCUGACAGCUACGGAGGCCCGAGCCCCCCAGGGCCAGCACAGGCUCCUCUGCAGGGAGACCGGGGAGCCGGCCCCCCGCUGGCAGGAUCACAUUACAGGGGAAUUUCAAAUCCUAUAACAACAUCCAAGAUCACAUACUUUAAGAGGAAGUAUGUGGAAGAAGAGGAUUUUCACCCACCACUCAGCAGCUGUAGCCAUAAAACCAUCUCCAUUUUUGAGGAGCGAGCCCACAUCCUUUACAUGUCCUUAGAGAAGCUAAAGUUUAUCGACGAUCCUGAAGUGUACCUCCGAAGAUCUGUCCUGAUAAACAAUUUGAUGAAAAGGAUCCAUGGAGAAAUUAUCAUGCAGAAUAACUGGUGCUUCCCUGCCUGCUCGUUCAAUGGCGCCCCUGCCCAGGAGUGGUUCGUGGCUCAGGACUGUCCUUACCGGAAACGACCGCGGAUGGCCAAAGAGGAGUGCGAGAAGAUUCAUGCCUGCUGCUUUUACCAAGAUUGUGGUGGUCACUACCUAAAUUUACCCCUUUCUGUCAAUGCUAAUGUUGGAAGUGCCUCCACCACUGCCUCCUCCUCUUCUUCCUCCUCCUCCUCCUCCUCCUCCUCCUCCUCUUCCUCUUCCCCUCUGCCUUUACCAAGUUGUUCCCACCAGGUGGAUUUUGAUGUAGGCGGUGCACCGAUUUACAAGGGUGAUGGCCAUAUACCUGCCAGCGAAAUCUUUGUUACUAAUGUCAGGUCGCUUGGUGUUCAGGAAAAGGCCAAAUUACAUGAGGAGAAAUCAAACGAUGACACUGACAGGGCUGGUGGCCCCCUAAGCCAUGAACCUGUGGGAAAUGACCUCGCUUUUGAGUGCAAAGGCCAAUUUUAUGAUUAUUUUGAGACUGGCUAUAAUGAAAAACACAGUGUCAGUGAGUCCUGGAAAAAGUCCUUGAGGAGAAAGGAGCCUUCACCGGGCAACAAACUGUGCUGCAGCAAAAGGAAGUGAAACACGAGCCAUCUUCCCACCGCAACUCUGACGCAUGCUCAGCAUGAUCAAUUAGCGCUCCUACAUUUUAUUCUGAAUGGAUUUUUCUAGUUUUGUACAACUGAUACGAUUAUGCCAUGAA